Puma concolor (puma) is the source of this 453-nucleotide messenger RNA. Its product is annotated as cystatin-9-like. Lineage: Eukaryota; Metazoa; Chordata; Mammalia; Carnivora; Felidae. Gene Ontology annotation, molecular function: cysteine-type endopeptidase inhibitor activity. The record is from RefSeq and is a predicted model, not a curated record. Gene Ontology annotation, biological process: antimicrobial humoral response.
AUGGGUGUCCAAGUAUCUGUAGUCAUUCCAAACUGGUGGUGCCGGUGGGCUCUGCCCUGGGCCAUGCUGCUGCUUCUCUUAGGUUCUGAGUUCCUGGAAGAAGUAGAGAGUGAAGAUGAAAAACCUACAAUGAGCUACUUACUUGCAACUGUGGAGUAUGCCAUACACAUAUUCAACCUGCAGAGCAAUGAUACAAAUGCCUACAGGCUGGUGCGCAUCUUAAAGCCCAGGAGAGAGCAGUUCAAGGAGGACAGCACAUUGGCAUUCUCUUUUGAGCUUCAGCUUAGAAGAACAAGAUGUGGGAAAUUUGAUGAAGACAUUGACAACUGUCCCUUUCAAGCAAGUUCAGAGAAGAACAAUAUCAUCACCUGCUUUUUCACCAUCGCCAGUGAGCCCUGGUUAACACUGUUUGAACUCUGGAAUAAGACCUGCUUGGAUGGCUUCCACAAAUGA